Molecule: messenger RNA, 3636 nt
Organism: Danio aesculapii
Lineage: Eukaryota; Metazoa; Chordata; Actinopteri; Cypriniformes; Danionidae
Gene: gjb10
Product: gap junction protein beta 10
Exons: 2
Coding region: 125-1018 (297 amino acids)
Biological process (GO): cell communication
Cellular component (GO): connexin complex
Source: RefSeq, a predicted model, not a curated record
UGUUUAACGGCCGACGCUCGCCAAACUCCUGCACAACACAAUCACUGCGCUCCGACUCACUGUUCACCACUGUCACCGCUCAGACUGUGAAAAGAAUUCAGGUGAGAAAACCUGAGCAGGUGCCAUGAAUUGGGCUUUUCUUCAGGGUCUCCUGAGCGGGGUCAAUAAGUACUCCACAGCGUUCGGCCGUGUCUGGCUCUCAAUAGUCUUCCUUUUCAGAGUCAUGGUCUUUGUCGUCGCGGCUGAGAAAGUGUGGGGUGAUGAGCAGAAAGACUUUGCGUGUAACACCGCCCAGCCAGGAUGCCAUAACGUAUGUUAUGACCACUUCUUCCCCGUAUCCCACAUCCGCCUCUGGGCUCUGCAGCUCAUCUUCGUCACCUGUCCUUCAUUCAUGGUGGUUUUACAUGUGGCAUAUCGUGAUGAACGUGAGCGGAAAAACCGUCUCAAAUACGGCGAGGGAUGUAAGCGAUUGUAUGACAACACUGGAAAGAAACGUGGUGGUCUUUGGUGGACGUACGUGCUCUCGUUGGUUUUUAAAAUGGGAGUGGAUGCGACUUUUGUGUAUCUGCUGUAUCACAUCUAUGAGGGCUACGAUUUUCCAGUUCUGGUGAAAUGUUCUGAAGCUCCAUGUCCAAACAUGGUGGACUGCUUCAUCUCGCGGCCCACAGAGAAGAGAAUCUUCACCAUCUUUAUGGUUGCGACCAGUCUGGUGUGUAUCCUGCUGUCGCUCUUCGAGAUCCUCUAUCUAGUGGGCAAACGCUGCUUUGAAUGCAUCCAUAGGGUGCAGGGCUCGCGACAUGGGAACAGAAUGAGAUCCAUGGCUAACAUGGCAAACUCAAAUGCUCAUUUAGAGUCAAACAACAAAAAACUGGCUAGCAAAGACCAUCCUGCACCAGCAUACAGUGUGGUCAUGUCAGCCAAAAAGAAAACCAGCAUGGAAAAUACUUUCAAUCCGAGUUGGACCUUAAGAGAUGACAAAUGUUCACAUUCACUUGGAAGUGAACACGAACGUGACUGACUCAGUAGAGGAAACUGAUGUGCGCCUACACUGUAUCCACUGGAUCUUUCAGCUGGAAAUUGUGGCCCAGAAUUGUAUAUUUGAGAAGCUUAAUGGGUCAAAACAUCAAGAUUCAGGGUGACGCUGUCUUAUGUUGGACUAAAGCGAGUCAGGUCAGGGUUUUGGGUGUGGUGUGUAGCUUCAAGCUUUAGAACACCAAAACACCAACUGACACUUUGAACAAACAGCCAAUACAGAAUAAACAACAGAUGUUAUAAGCUCUGAUAAUUACAAUAAUUGCUGUUAAUUAGAAAGUACAUAGAGCAAAACAUGGCUUAGACUGAUGCUAAAGCACACUAUUGUUCAUAUAUUUUAAUAAUGGUUCAGUUGCACCAAAAGUAGAAAUCAAAACGUAUCAAUUAAUGAACAAAGCAAUUAUCUUCUUAAACUUGUUUCCAACUCAGAGAAAAAAAUGCUGAGUAAUUGUGAGUUUAAAUCUUGCAAUGUGUAAAAUGUAAAAGUCAUUGCUUACUCACCUGCGUGACGUUUCCUGCAGAACUCUUAUUUUUAUCCAUAAAAUAGAGGUCAGUUGGAUCUAAAACCCAUUGAUUUCUUUUGUGUUUUUUAGAAUAUAAUUCUGAAAAAUUCCAGCGUUAUGGAUUCCACAUUUGCAGUAAACAUUCAAAACAUGGUAACAACUAACCACAGAGUUAUGGUAUGAGAAAAAUAUCAAUCUGUAAACAUUUUUAGAUUUUAAAUGAGGGAAAUAAACAUGUGUUAUAGAUAUGACCAAAAACGUUAGCGAGUUUACAGUACACAACAUACUUUGAAGAAAUUCAGUAAAUUAAACUGCACAAAACAUAAGAAAUAAUGCUAAUCAAAGAGUUGGCUCACUAUAGAACAAAAAUGAUUUAUUUUAUUUGAUAUUUUUGCAUUUAUGAGGGAAAAAGCUUAGUUAUGGAUGUGACAGCUCUCCGUUAUAAAUGCGACAGAUGUGAAAUUGGCACUCAUGUGACUGUUGAAUCAAAUAUAAUUGUUUGUAAAUAUUGACAGACAUUUUUGAGUAUUUUUAUAGUACUGUAAAAUGCUUGCUUACAAAAAAAAAACAUAAAAAGGUUUGUUAUGUUCAACAGAACAAACAAAGUCAUGCUGGUUGAUGGGUUAAGCCUCAUUCACACCACGAGCGACUCGCAGUGGCAAAGCGUCAAGCGACCAUUCAUUUCAAUAGAGAGCGAGCGACUUCCGUCGACCUCCGUCUACGCGAGCGACAGCGACCGCUGGCAACCAGGUGGGCAUGUCGAGCGACGCAACAAAGUUGACAAUCCUUCAACUUUAUGCAAAUGAAAAAAAAACGACUUUGAGCGACAGCCAAUAGGAGCACCAGUAGAGCUCACGUGAUCCUCUCUCAGCUCGCUCAGAGGCCGGUUGUUUUAAAGCAUCUUUAAGGCAAGUCUUUUCACUCGGCGGCCAUCUUUGAAACACCUCUCGGGCAGUAUGCUCGGGCAUUCUGUUUGAGUAGGGAAACAUCAAAUUCUCCAAAACGGCUUGCUAGUCUUACGAUUAUAUUUCAUAUAAGGAAUCACCAAUAAAAUUAAACAACAACUGUCUCUUUAGUUUCAUUUCUAAACGUCCAAAUUACACAAAAUCUGCAGAAACUCACGUCUGGUCCAAGCCCCUGCCCCAGAGUAUCGUCAGUCUAUAGCGAUCGAUGAUUGACUCCUGUUCUAGAAGGCGGUCCUUAUUCGCUGUAUAGCGAUCAAUGAUUGGCUUCUGUGUUACUAGGCAGGGCCUUAUUCACUUUAUUGACCAUUACACUUCUCCCCAUUCUAAAAGAUACGAGUGACAUGUCUUGUGUAUUCUAUAGUCUUUGGCUGUAUAGACCUACACAAACCUGCGUUUGCAGCAGGCAAAGUCGUUGCUAGUGUGAAUGAGGCAUUAAUGAUGACAAUUGAUCAAGCUUAUUCAUUCUAAUGUUGAAGUCUCAAUGUCUUCCUUUAAAUGCCUUUCAUAGCUGUUUUUUUUUGUUGUUGGUGGAAACAGGCUUUGGUAAUUGCCUUCGUUUGGCUUUAACAUUUAGCAUGCUGCUUUGUUAGGUGUAAGAACCAUGUGCAGAGAAGUCUGCAUCUCUUCUCCAUCUGUUUUUACAAAUGCAUCCAUCGUUUUGAGCACUAAUUUAUACCUAAAAUUUGAAUGUACAUUUAAAUUUGUUUACACAUUUGUACAAACUGUUUGUACUGUAUUUUUUGUAUUAUUACUGUUCAGUAGUUUGUGAUGAUUAUGUAUUUUAGCUGGUCUGUAUGUUUAUGCUAAUGUGAGCUUAACCUGCAGUGCAGCAAGUCUUCCAAGAAUUUACAGUAUUUAAAGUUUCAAGAAUUUAUUGAAAGAAUUAACACUGCCAGAACAACCAAUUCAAAAGAAUCUGUUAUGGGUUUACAUGUGUGAGUGUGUGAGUGUGUGUGUGUGUGUGUGAGAGAGAGUUUUCAUUCACUGAUAAACAUGUAUCCAUAAAAGUAAACAUUCUCUGAGGUUAGAAAUGCUGUUAGUAUGCUGACCUACUGGAGUUCUUUCCUUAUUACUGUCUGUUUAGAGUUGUUUACAUUUUGAGAUGCAUUAAAAUCUGCUUUUUUAUUUUCUUACAA